AAUUGGCGAAGGUGGAUUUGCAAAGGUAUAUUAUGCAACAUGGAUUGAUGACUGGUAAAAUAAGAUAUGCUAAACAAGAUGAUGGAAAAUGGAAAAAAUAGGUUCUGAACCUAUAAAAGGAUCACGGAAUAUGUCACCUGAAUAUUUAAAUAAGAUACUUCAAUCUACAGUUUAUUUUAUAAUUACUGUACAUAAUUUAUUAUUUUUGAAUAAUAGCUUAAAAUAUAUUGAAGUUUAUGCUCGAAGGAUACUAUUUAUUUAAAAUUUUAUU
Molecule: messenger RNA, 271 nt
Organism: Rhizophagus irregularis DAOM 181602=DAOM 197198
Lineage: Eukaryota; Fungi; Glomeromycota; Glomeromycetes; Glomerales; Glomeraceae
Source: RefSeq, a predicted model, not a curated record